Molecule: messenger RNA, 327 nt
Organism: Rotaria sp. Silwood1
Lineage: Eukaryota; Metazoa; Rotifera; Eurotatoria; Philodinida; Philodinidae
Source: the annotation of a GenBank genome assembly
AUGCUGCCGUGUGCACGACCACCAUGCGACAACCUUGAACCAACUUUUAGAAUAAUCAAUGGCAGAAGAUGUCCAGGAUGCCCACGUUGUGCUGUUGUCUGUCCAAUACCGGAGUGUGCGCGACCACCAUGCGAUAACCCUGAAUCAACUUUUACAAUAAUCAAUGGCAGAAAAUGUCCAGGAUGUCCCGUUUGUCGUAUUGACUGUCCAAUACCGGAGUGUGCGCCACCACCAUGCGAGAACCCUCAACCAACUUUUAUAAUAGUCAAUGGUAAACAAUGUCCAGGGUGUCCUCGUUGUGGUCCACCAAUACUCGAACAGAUCUGA